AUGACGCAUAAAGGAUUGAAUUUGUUUAUUGUUACUGCAGGUCUAUGUGUAAACCUGUAUGGAUUAUAUGGUGUAAAAAUCGGUGUACCUAUGGUGGGCUAUAGUGGUCAUUUUCAAUUUUUAACUAUUGUCGGUCUUUUGGUAGCCACUUUAUCCUCUUUUGCUCGCAUUAUUAAUUUAUUAACAGGAAAACUUCAAGUGAUUUAUGAAUCCUUGACUGCUAUUGCCACACCUGUAGAAGGGUUAAUUAGCAUUUUAUAUUGGCCUAUUAUGCUGUAUGAUAAAGAAAUGCUGGUACCCAAAGAUACUAUAUUUGAUUUACCUUUAAAGUUAGAUUUGAGUCUACAUCUUUUUCCUACUAUUGUGUGCUGGAUCGACUUUAUGGGAUUUAACAGAGGAUUUAAAAGAUCCCCUAUUCAUAUCUUUUCCAUUUACUUUUUCACUUUUCUUUAUUAUGUUUGGGUUAAUGUAUGUUAUGAGCAUAAUGGAUAUUGGCCUUAUCCUCUCUUAGGUUUAUUUAAGAAUAAUGCUCAAAGAGGCGUUUUCUUCAUAUUCUGCGGUUGGUUUUGUUCUUUACUUUAUAAAACAAUUGCAAAAGGACAUGAACUAUUCCAUGCAAAGAAAGAAGAAAUAAAAACAGAGUAA
Molecule: messenger RNA, 645 nt
Organism: Cokeromyces recurvatus
Lineage: Eukaryota; Fungi; Mucoromycota; Mucoromycetes; Mucorales; Mucoraceae
Product: FAR-17a/AIG1-like protein-domain-containing protein
Exons: 5
Coding region: 1-645 (214 amino acids)
Cellular component (GO): membrane; endomembrane system
Source: RefSeq, a predicted model, not a curated record